CUUCAAUGACCGUAUCAUGUCCCACGUAGGUGGGUAUGAGGUAGGAGGUUCUUUCUACAAAGCCUUUUUCGUAUAAUAACACCCAGACCAAUCCUAGUUUUUAGUUUUGUGUGGUAUCUCCUUGAAUGUUGGUCAUGAAGCUGUUACUUCUAGUUCUUGUGGCUACGGCCUUUGCGGAUGAUUUUGACACCUACAAGCGUUUACAUCCUGAGGAAUUCUCUGGUAAACUCGAGGGUGAUAUAGCUGUUAGGCCAGGUGAAGAAAAUCAAGUAUACAAUGCCAUUGUGGAUCGUAGCAGACGCUGGACAAACGGAAUUGUACCAUACGAAAUCAGUGAUGCAUUUGAUGCUGCCAGAGUCCUAAGGAUUGAGGAAGGAAUCGACACCUUAAACAGCCAGACUCGAGUCAAUGGCCAACAGUGCAUCAACAUUAUUCCCCACACCAACGAGGUUGAUUACAUCUAUAUUGACCAACUCUCAGGUUGCUGGUCCUUCAUUGGUCGCAGUGGAGGUGAACAAGACUUGUCAAUUGGCCGAGGCUGUGAGAGAAUUGGAACAGUUAUGCACGAGAUCCUCCAUGCUAUGGGAUUCUACCAUGAGCAGUCUAGGAGUGAUAGAGAUAACUUUGUCAUCAUCAAUUAUGACAACAUCAGGUCUGGUUCUGAGCGCAACUUUAGACGCAUGGAAGAAGGAACAAUCGACCUUCUCAACACUUCUUAUGAUUACAAUAGCUGCAUGCAUUAUGGCGCAUACUCCUUCGCUGUGGAUCGUACCAUUCCCACCAUCAUCACCAUUGAUCCCGAUGCAGAGAUUGGCCAGAGAACUCGCCUCAGCACUUUGGACAUUCAGAGAGUUCAGAAGCUCUAUGACUGUAUCCCAACUGAGUAAAUAAGUGCCUUGUGCUCGGAAAUAAAUAAUAUGUGAGAAGAGAA
This is a messenger RNA of Owenia fusiformis, 931 nucleotides long. The record is from the annotation of a GenBank genome assembly. Lineage: Eukaryota; Metazoa; Annelida; Polychaeta; Sabellida; Oweniidae.